UUUCUCAUAUAUUUUCUCCAGAAAAUUUCCAGGUAGCUUGUGCUGGGUAAUUGAACUGGGGGAUGCUGAUACGUGUGUUGUCUUAAUAUUAUAUUUUAGUGGCAUUAUUAUAUUUCAACAUGAUGUUCAUGUGACAUUCACUAAUUGGCACCAAGUUGCUAAAUGUCGGUAGUCACUGUAUGGACAAAAUUGAGGUUCUUGUCACUAAGAGGAAACGACAGUUUUUUUGAUACUCAGGAUAAGAUUCUUCUAAGUUUUAACUUACUCUCUCUAUUCUUUUCUCCAGGGAUCUGUUACUCACGGACUAGCAAAAGGAAUAGUGCAAUCCCAAAAUAAAACAAAUAAGAAAACUAUAUUCAACAUCUUUUUGUGCUCUCACUUUUCUUUGACGUCAGGAUUUGCAGUUUCUCUCCACCAUUCUGCUACAAGUUAAAGCAACUUACCACCAACUUGCAUCAGAACCGGUGAAAAUUCCCCAAAUUGGACAAAAUUUGUAGUUUUUUUGGGAAGUAAUGCCCCUACUCUCUCUCUUUAAAGGUUCGUGUAGGAAGAGUUAUAUGAAUCUUGCCAUUUUUCCUUCUGGUGAGUGGUAGUAAGUUGGAUGGAUAAGAGUGGAGGCUGGUUAUCAACCUUUUUUUUCUUCUUAUUGGGCCCAAACGACUUUAAUCUUACUAAUCGUGGAAGACAACGAUCAUAUCAGAUUUUUUUAGAAUUUUUAAUUUGGCUUCUUGUGAAUUCAAGACGCUUUGAGUGCUUAACUAGCUGAUGCACAAGGAAAUCUCAAAGAGAGCACAUGGAGUGCAACCGCGAUCUUUAGUACUCACUACACAUGACAUUGUCUCUCUGCUCUUUUUUUAUUUGUGAUCAUUACUUACCAUAAACUAGAGGGUUAAUGAAUCUGAUUACGGAAAUGGAGGAAGAGAAGAGGAAUUCCUUUCCUUUUCCAUUGUUUGUUAUCUUCUUCCUACUUUCUAUACCUGGUCCUCUUUUUGUUCAUUCCCAGUGCAUCCAAAAGCCAGUUAUUUUCAACUUUGGUGACUCGAAUUCUGAUACGGGUGGUUUAUCUGAGGGACUUGGCAUCAAAUUUGGACUCCCAACUGGACGUACAUUCUUCCAUAAACCAGCAGGAAGAUUAUGUGAUGGACGUUUAAUGAUUGAUUUUCUAUGUGAAAGUUUGAGUUCUGAUUAUUUGACCCCAUAUCUGCGAUCUGUGGGCCCAAAUUUCACAAAUGGAGCCAACUUUGCUAUAUCUGGUUCAGCUACUCUGCCAAAGGAUCGUCCAUUUAAUUUGUAUGUUCAAAUUAUGCAAUUCCUUCAAUUUCAAUCACGCUCCCUCGAGCUUAUUCCAAAAGGUUAUAAAGACUUGGUUGAUGAAGAAGGGUUCAAUAAUGCACUUUACACAAUUGACAUCGGACAAAAUGAUCUUGCUGCUGCAUUCACCUACUUGCCUUAUUCACAAGUCAUUCAGAAAAUUCCAUCUUUUGUUUCUGAGAUAAAAGAUGCCAUAUGGAAUCUAUACCAACAUGGAGGAAGAAAAUUUUGGAUACACAACACAGGGCCAUUGGGCUGUUUACCUCAAAAGCUCGCUGCAGCUUAUGCAAAUGCAAAUGCCAGUGACAUUGACAAUCAUGGAUGCCUCCAAUCCCUCAACAAUGCUGCAAAAGAGUUCAACACUCAGCUAAGAGUUGCAUGUGGAGAACUAAGAUCUGCUUUGACAAAUGUCACCAUCGUGUAUGUCGAUGUCUACGCCAUCAAAUAUGACAUCAUAGCCAACUCAGUCUCCAACGGGUUUGAGAAUCCAUUGAUUGUGUGUUGUGGCUACGGAGGACCACCAUACAACUUCAACCAGAGCGUUACUUGUGGCCAGCCGGGAUUCAACACGUGCAAUGAAGGAUUGAAGUAUGUAAGUUGGGACGGAGUUCACUAUACAGAAGCAGCAAAUGCGGUGUUUGCUUCCAAGAUACUUUCUUCUCAAUACUCUUCUCCAAAACUUCCAUUCAAUUUCUUCUGUAGUAACAAGUGAUGAUUGGAUUCAUUUUGACCCAACAUAAAAAGUUCAUAUAAUUUGGAUAAUUUUUAGCUUUUGAUUGGACUUUUGUUGGACGUUUGCUCUUUUUACUGUGUUAUAGAGAGUAAUUGCAAAACUGUAAUCAAGGAAAGGCAAAGGAUGCUAUACAAAAACUUAUUAGUAAAGAAAAUCAUAAAAAGCAAUCAUUUCAAAACUUC
Molecule: messenger RNA, 2226 nt
Organism: Cucumis melo (muskmelon)
Lineage: Eukaryota; Viridiplantae; Streptophyta; Magnoliopsida; Cucurbitales; Cucurbitaceae
Product: GDSL esterase/lipase At1g09390-like
Exons: 5
Coding region: 893-2023 (376 amino acids)
Molecular function (GO): hydrolase activity, acting on ester bonds
Source: RefSeq, a predicted model, not a curated record